Messenger RNA from Harpegnathos saltator (Jerdon's jumping ant), 986 nucleotides. RefSeq names its product thyroid transcription factor 1-associated protein 26 homolog. Gene Ontology annotation, cellular component: nucleus. The record is from RefSeq and is a predicted model, not a curated record. The coding region runs from base 12 to 605 and encodes 197 amino acids. Lineage: Eukaryota; Metazoa; Arthropoda; Insecta; Hymenoptera; Formicidae. The transcript is spliced from 3 exons.
AACGGCAAGAAAUGAGUAAGCGAUUGCUGAGGGAUGGAGACGCUUUGUUAUUGUCAGUUAUUGUUGUUUGUAGUUGCACGUGGUUGCUCGUUACCAUGAAGGGCGAUAAGAAGAAUGUUGGAAACAAGAAUCGCCAGAAAAAGGAAGACGACGAAAAGGAGCAACGCGAGAAGACGUUCGAUAAAAAGAAAUAUAGAUUAAAAAAGUACAGCAACAAAUAUAAAAUUAAUCAGUGGGAAGAAAGGAGAAAGAAGACCGUAUUGCGUGACUUUCAUAAGGAACUCAAGAGAGAUCAGCAAAAUUCCACGCAAGCGUCAAUAAAUUCAAAUAACACAUCAAAGGAUGCACAAGAAACAAGUAACUCGAAGAAAGCCUACGCCUUUCACAAGGCUAAACAAAAGUAUCAGGAAACAAAAAAAGAGAAGGAGAGAAAAAAGCAGGAAACCGUUCGUAUAAAAUCAGAACGAGAAGAAGCUUUAAAAAGAUAUAAAGAAAAAAAGAUGCAAACUUUCAAGGUACUAUCAAAGAAAACCAAGAAAGGACAACCUAUCAUGAAGGGAAGGAUAGAGAUGCUGCUGGAAAAGAUCCAGCAAAGUGUAACGUAAUCAAUAGUUCCUUGGAAGAUAAUAAUUUGUUUCUUUGUGUUUUGUUAAAAUAUGUAUAAAAUGGAAAUUUGUGACAAGUGAAAGAUAAAUACAUAUUGUGCGUUGUGAUAUACCAUAAUAUCAUAAGCGUUUAGAAAAAUGAUGAAACACACUUUUGUAACAACUAUAUAUGAAUAUAUAUAGGAUAUUCAAAUGCUCCCAUAGUUUCCUAGAAUCUUGCUAAAAAUAUCUGAGUCAAAAAUGAUCUCAGACUUUUUGUAGUACAUAUUUCAUCUUAGAAUAUCCUUAGAGUAUCAACGUAGGUCUUGAUAAUAUCAGAUAGAAUAAUGUAUUUGUUUGCCGCUAACUUAAAGCUUAAUAAUAAAGUUAAUUUUUAUGAAA